AUGGAUUUGUCUUGUGGUGAGAACAUCGAAAACUCAGGGAACCGGAGCAGCGGCAGGGCUGACGUAUGUGUGGCUGGACCGGACCGUGCGCUAGAUCGUGAUCCCAGGGUGUUGAUGAAUUUGAUGGCACUAGAAAGAGCCCAUUCCCUUCACACGGACUACUUCCAGAAUGUACAAAUUGAUAUUCAGCCAUUUAUGAGAAAGGUGGUCACUACAUGGAUGUUGGAAGUGUGCGAAGAGCAGCAGUGUGAGGAGCAGGUGUUCCCAUUGGCAGUGAGCUAUAUGGACCGGUUCUUGGCGCAGCGUGCUAUUUCUCGUCAGCAGCUGCAGUUACUAGCGGUCACUGCGCUGCUGCUCGCAUCCAAGUUCCGACAAUGUCAUCCGCUCUCGGUGGACCUGCUGUGCGCCUACACCGACAAUUCUGUUUACCCCCACGAAGUCAGGCAAUGGGAAGUUAUGCUUUUGCAACGACUGAAUUGGCAGUUGUCGAUUGCAACAGCGUUCGAUUUUGUGGAGCCGUUCCUUGCUCGUGUGCCUUGGGGCAGGACCAAUCCUUUAGUGCGCACACACGCUCUAACUCUUACCUCGAUCUGCUAUACAGAAACUGAAUUUCUUCUCGUGCCACCUUCACUAGUCGCGGUAGCUUGCUUAAGCGCUGCGGCGCGUGGUCUGCGCGUACGCAUGUCUAUUAACGAUUUGUGUGCGUUGACAAGCACGCCGCCCGCUGCAGCCGAGCUGGUCGCGAGACACGUGGAGAGAGUACUAGCUCGCGAGACUCAGCCACAAGAGCCGAGGACGAGACACGUGCAACCUCAUAAACCGACCACUUCGGAUCAAACACAGCUACCUGAUACACCCACCGAUGUUCAAGAUGUGCAUUUCUAG
Molecule: messenger RNA, 885 nt
Organism: Diatraea saccharalis (sugarcane borer)
Lineage: Eukaryota; Metazoa; Arthropoda; Insecta; Lepidoptera; Crambidae
Source: the annotation of a GenBank genome assembly